Myotis daubentonii (Daubenton's bat) is the source of this 3125-nucleotide messenger RNA. It is a transcript of the gene SUSD4, whose product is annotated as sushi domain containing 4. Gene Ontology annotation, biological process: negative regulation of complement activation, classical pathway; negative regulation of complement activation, alternative pathway. The record is from RefSeq and is a predicted model, not a curated record. NCBI's taxonomy places the organism in Eukaryota, Metazoa, Chordata, Mammalia, Chiroptera, Vespertilionidae.
CGCCGCUGCCGCCGGGCUCGCGAGCGCAGGUGGCGGGCGCGCGGGCGCCUCCUCGGGGGCGCGCGGCCCGGCGUCGGUCCUCCCCCACCACCCGCACCCAGCGGCUCCGGGAGCCCGGGGAGGGCGAGCGCGGGCGGGCGGGCGGGGGGAGCCCGAGCCCGGCGCCGCGGCCGCCGAGGCUUCCGUCUCUCCGGCUCGCGCAGCGGCGGCAGCAGAGGUCGCGCACAGAUGCGGGUGCGCCCGGCGCGGGGAGGAGGCGGAGGAGGGAAGGAAGCCGCCUGCAUGAGACCCACAGACUCCUGCCAGCCGCAUGCCCGGUGUGGAUGAAAGAUGUAUUAUGGAAUGAACCCGAGCUAUGGAGACGGAUUUCUAGAGCAGCAGCAGCAGCCUCAGUCCCCCCAGAGACUCUUGGCCGUGAUUCUGUGGUUCCAGCUGGCCCUGUGCUUCGGCCCUGCACAGCUCACGGGCGGCUUCGAUGACCUCCAGGUGUGCGCUGACCCCGGCGUCCCCGAGAAUGGCUUCAGGACGCCCAGCGGAGGGGUUUUCUUCGAAGGCUCCGUCUCCCGCUAUCAUUGCCAGGACGGAUUCAAGCUGAAGGGCUCUACGAAGAGACUGUGUGUUAAGCAUCUCAAUGGGACCCUGGGGUGGAUCCCGAGUGAUAGAUCCAUCUGUGUGCAAGAAGACUGCCGCAUCCCUUUCGUCGAAGAUGCGGAGAUCCAGAACAGGACCUACAGACACGGAGACAAGCUGAACAUCACCUGCCACGAGGGGUUCAAGAUCCGGUACCCCGACCUGUACAACCUGGCUUCCUUAUGUCGCGACGACGGGACGUGGGACAACCUGCCCAUCUGUCAAGGCUGCCUGAGGCCGCUGGCCUCUUCCAACGGCUAUGUGAACAUCUCCGAGUUCCAGACCUCCUUCCCGGUGGGCACGGUCAUUGCCUACCGCUGCUUCCCCGGGUUCAAGCUCGAGGGGUCGGAAUAUCUCGAGUGCUUACACAACCUUAUCUGGUCGUCCAGCCCACCGCGGUGCCUUGCUCUGGAAGCCCAAGUCUGCCCGCUACCUCCGAUGGUGAGCCACGGCGACUUCGUCUGCCACCCGCGGCCUUGCGAUCGCUACAACCACGGGACCGUGGUGGAGUUCUACUGCGACCCCGGCUAUAGCCUCACCAGUGACUACAAGUACAUCACCUGCCAGUACGGGGAGUGGUUUCCCUCCUAUCAAGUCUACUGCAUCAAGUCAGAGCAAACGUGGCCCAACACCCACGAGACGCUCCUGACCACGUGGAAGAUCGUGGCGUUCACGGCGACCAGCGUGCUGCUGGUGCUGCUGCUCGUCAUCCUGGCCAGGAUGUUCCAGACCAAGUUCAAGGCCCACUUCCCCCCCAGGGGGCCCCCCAGGAGUUCCAGCAGCGACCCCGACUUCGUGGUGGUGGACGGUGUGCCCGUGAUGCUUCCGUCGUACGAUGAGGCCGUGAGCGGCGGCUUGAGUGCCUUAGUCCCCGGGUACCUGGCCCCUGGGGGCCAGGGCUGCCCCUUGCCCGUGGAUGACCAGAGCCCCCCGGCCUACCCCGGCUCCGGGGACACGGACACCGGCCCCGGGGAGUCAGAAACCUGUGACAGCGUCUCGGGCUCCUCCGAGCUGCUCCCGAGCCUGUACCCAUCCCCCACGUGCCCAGGGGGCGCCCGCCCCGCUUCCGACAACAACCCUGGCACCGCGGCCAGCGCGGCGGGGGAGGUGGCAUCCACCAGCCCGGGCAUCGACAUCGCAGACGAGAUCCCGCUCAUGGAAGAGGACCCGUAGCCUGGAAGGACCUCCCAGGCCCAGUGCUCCGGCUGCCCCUUUGGGAACGGAACCAGGUCCCGUGGAGGGAACCACAGAAGGACAGAGCGUGGGGUGGGGGCGCGUUCUCCUCUGUCUUCGACUCCCGUCGUAUGUCACAGACUCAGCCGGGGGUUGUCGGACACGGACCCACGACGGCGGCAGACCUUUGACCUGGGGCCUGCGGGUUUGCCAAGACCGCGGGGGAACCGAGGGAUGAGGGGAGCCCCCCGCCCCCGUGUGUGUGCUGGGGAACAGGACGCAGUCCACGCCCGGGCCACCGGACCCCGCGUCCCACCGACGUACGUCACGCGUGCCACCUGCGUCCCCCGAAAGCAUGUCAUAUUGUGUAAAUCCGCUUCCACAUCUGCUUCCAGCCCUCCCUGGAUCCCCCGUGAGGCUGAUGGGCCUCAAGGGGAAGCCUGGGUCGGACUGCGGGAAGAGCAGCAGCGCGCCGCCCCCUGGAGGCGCCCGACGGGAAGGUACCCCGACGGCUCCCCGACCAUCUUCCUGGAUCUGGGGGUUUCUACUCAACAAGACGAAAGCCGGAUGUGGCAGACCCACGAGAAAGGAGAGGAGGCGCGUGGGCAGGCUCUGCUUUCUGGAAGCUUCUUCGGAAAGGAGAGCCCGUGUCCUGCGUGCUGUCCUCGGGCGGAGUCGCGUGGGGGUGUGUGUUCACGGCCGGGCACCUGGGUCCCUGGCGAGGGAUCAGUCCUGUGACUCUACCAACGGUCAGAAUGCGUCCUGAUACAUCCCUGGCGGCGAGGCUCGGUUGUGGCUUUUUAAAGAGAUUCUGCUGGACACUGUACCGCGAGCCCUCUCCAGUCAACUGUUCUGAGUGUGGCCCUCAGUCCCAAGCUCAGCCAAACAGGAAUGGUUUCUGUCAACACAUCCCUCCUCCCAAUAAAGUGUGAGGUUGGAUUUAUUUAUUUUUCCCCUUUUCUUUUGUCCUGCAAAGUCCGCGGGCAGGCCUCCCAGCCCAAAGACGGCUCUGCCCUCCCCUCUGGCUGCCUCGCCCACCUGCCCACCCUGCCCGCCUACACCGAGGGCUCCCGGCCGGCGCCCACUGGCUGUGGUGCCUACGAAAAUGACCGACACAAAAAGUUCCCCCAGCCGUGAGGCGUGUCGCUUCAAAUACACAACGCUACGUGGAGCUGCUUCCUCUCCUCCUUUGGAUUUUAGAUAAAUACCAACCAGACUCGGACCCCUAACACUGCUGUGCUGAUGGAGCCGUGGGAGCGGGGAGCCUGAUCAAAUCCUGUUUUUUUUCUGGACACAGACUGAUUAAAAAGUUAAAAAGGAAA